Staurois parvus is the source of this 858-nucleotide messenger RNA. NCBI's taxonomy places the organism in Eukaryota, Metazoa, Chordata, Amphibia, Anura, Ranidae. The record is from the annotation of a GenBank genome assembly.
CUCUGCAAAUCCCUCCACUUGCCUCCCUUAAGUGUCCUCCACCCCUCUCUGCCAAUCCCUCCACUGGCCUCCAUUCAGUGUCCUCCACCCCUCUCUGCAAAUCCUCCACUUGCCUCCAUUAAGUGUCCUCCCCCCCUCUCUGCCAAUCCCUCCACUGGCCUCCAUUCAGUGUCCUCCACCCCUCUCUGCAAAUCCCUCCACUUGCCUCCAUUAAGUGUCCUCCACCCCUCUCUGACAAUCCCUUCACUGGUCUCUAUUCAGUAUCCUCCACCCCUCUCUGCCAAUCCCUCCACUUGCCUCUAUUCAGUGUCCUCCACCCCUCUCUGCCAAUCCCUCCAAUGGCCUCCAUUCAGUUGUCCUCCACCCCUCUCUGUCAAUCCCUCCACUUGCCUCCAUUCAGUGUCCUCCACCCCUCUCUGUCAAUCCCUCCACUUGCCUCCAUUCAGUGUCCUCCACCCCUCUCUGCCAAUCCCUCCACUGGCCUCCAUUCAGUGUCCUCCACCUCUCUCUGCCAAUCCCUUCACUGGCCUCCAUUCAGAGUCCUCCACCCCUCUCUGCCAAUCCCUUCACUUGUCUCCAUUCAGUGUUCCUCCACCCCUCUAUGUCAAUCCCUCCACUUGCCUCCAUUCAGUGUCCUCCACCCCUCUCUGCCAAUCCCUCCACUGGCCUCUAUUCAGUGUCCUCCACCUCUCUCUGCCAAUCCCUUCACUGGCCUCCAUUCAGAGUCCUCCACCCCUCUCUGCCAAUCCCUUCACUUGUCUCCAUUCAGAGUCCUCCACCCCUCUCUGCCAAUCCAUUCACUGGCCUCCAUUCAGUGUCCUCCACCCCUCUCUGCCAAUCCCUUCACUGGUCUCCAUU